This is a messenger RNA of Pomacea canaliculata, 2426 nucleotides long. Its product is annotated as receptor-type tyrosine-protein phosphatase alpha-like. The record is from RefSeq and is a predicted model, not a curated record. Gene Ontology annotation, molecular function: protein tyrosine phosphatase activity. Gene Ontology annotation, biological process: protein dephosphorylation. Lineage: Eukaryota; Metazoa; Mollusca; Gastropoda; Architaenioglossa; Ampullariidae. The coding region runs from base 127 to 513 and encodes 128 amino acids. The transcript has 5 exons.
GAAGGACUGGUGUCGGUACUGGCCCCGGCCUCCCAGCAAGAUGAUGGAGAUCGGCGCAUACUGCGUGACGCUGCAGAACGUGUCCAAGAUCGGGAUCAUCUGACGUCAUACGCCGUCAGUCUCAACAUGGAGCACCGCUCUGAUGGGUCACGUGAUCUGCGAGUGCUUCACUUCGAGGGGUGGGAGGGUGACCUACCCGCCAGCACGUCCGAGCUGCUGCACUUAAUCGACACACUUGAAAGUACCCGGGCACACUUCACGGGUAGCCCUGUCGUCAUUCAGUGCAUUGACGGUUCGUCCAAAAGCGGUUUAUUCUGCGCACUGUGUGACGUCAUCAGCCGCGUGACACAUGACAAGGAGGUUGACGUCUAUUUGACGAUCCGAGAGCUGCACAACGUCAGACCCCAAGCCGUGACGUCAGUGGUCCAGUAUCGCUACUGCUACGAAGUGGCACAGCGCCGAGUGAAAAACCUCAUCAUGCAGACCAGCACAGCAUUGGGCACUAACAUGUAGAGAAACAGGACACACAGGAUUGCCUUGUAGAGCAGCAGGACACACAGGAUUGCCUUGUAGAGCAAAAAGACACACAGGAUUGCCUUGUAGAGCAACAGGACAUUGAGAACUUCCAUGUAGAGCAACAGUACACAGAAGAAUGCCUUGUAGACUAAAACAAUAUUGAGGACUUCCAUGUAGAGUAACAGGACACAGAAGAAUGCCUUGUAGACCAACACUUCCAUGUAGACCAACAGGACAUCGAAGACCACUGUGUCGACCAACAGGACACUAAUGGCCACCAUGUGCUGCCAUAUAAAUCAGCCCGACACUGAAGACUGACACAAACAAUAUGAAGGUGGAAACAACAUUUCUUGCGAUAGUUUUAAGCCUAAUACAAGAGACUACUACAAGGUGAUGUUACUCUGUGUCUAAAUUACCCCGAAAAUAGUUCCCAGGGAUUUUCUCCACCAGUCACCACAAUGUUGCUUUAUCUGUGUGUUUUCCGGAAUGUAGUUCCUAGGAAUUGUCUGUUUGAUGACUCGACCCUUAGUCUUGACAUAGUCUCUCCUGCCGUCUGUACUACGUGUGCAGGGCAAGGAAAGUAGUGCAUGUCCUUGUUGUUCGGUUGAUAGUUGUUUGUGUCAUUUAAUAUUAAUAUUUGUAAAGAGCCCUGUUAAAACACUUUUUUUUGAGUGAAGUGGCUGCAAAUCGUUCGCCAUUAGCAAAGAACUUGAAGGCGACAGGUCAAGUACUUGCUUUUAAAUUCUGUUGUAUAUUUUGUAAGAGCACAUGUAUUAAUGCGCUUAACCAGAUUUUCUCAAUAUAUUGCUGACAUGUCAUGCUCGUGACAAAGGAACAAUGGCAAACUAACGCUUUCUUUCUUUAGUAACAGAAGAAGAAAUGAAAUUGUUCCGUCUUUCAUUGAGUAGACUCUAAUUAAUGAAUAACUUCUGACUUAUGCUCAGCAAGAUGACACAUUGAUCAUGCUGUAAACAGGUUUUGUUUAUUUCUGACCAUUAGUAAGUUGUUAGAAACCUCACUUUUUUUCGGGACGAAAUUUUCCUCUUCCCUUGCUUUACCUUCCCUCAAACCUUUUUGGAGUCGGGGACACAUUCCCGUCAGUUGAGUCGGCUGUGGAAAGUGAGCUAUUACACGGGUAUCGAACCGGUGCGCCCCUCAGAGCAAACGCCAGCUAUCUUAAAACAACAAAGAAACAAACAAACAAACAAACUGGUGUGUCUCUCAUUUAACAGGUGUGGCUUGGCCACACUCGCCGUGCUGACUCGCUAACUUCAUGUUAGCCUCGUGUGGCAGUCUGUACGUGCACGUUUACACAUUUGCUUGUGUGUAUGUAAAACAGCCAACCCGAAGACAUCUAUCUGUUCUUUUUUAAAAUUUAUAAAUUGUAAACAUAUCGAACAUUUGAGCAAUAUUUUUAUGCUGGUAAUAUAUGGACAUACAAAUGUGAUUGUGUUUGUAUAUAUACUCUUUUCGUACAAAAGUAUUCUUACACAGAUUUAUUUCCUCUCUCAUCAUGGGGUCUCAUUCUCAUCAUCAUGUAUAAUAUUUAGUGAUAACGUGUUUAGCAGAGAAAGUUCAUCCUUGUUGGUAUUAGCGAUGACAUGUUCAAGAGGACCCGGUGACUGUUUGUCGUUGUUGAGAUUCUAACCGUUGCAGUGGCCGCCACGUGACGUGUUGCAGACUACUUCGUGUUGAGGAUGUAGACUGAUGUUGUUGUUGUUGUGACCCUACUGCAUGUAUGUGCUGUUGGGGAGUUUGUGAACCAUUGUGGUCGCUUUUUGUCUUCACUUUUUGUGAUCAUUUACCUCAUUAAAUUGGAAGAUCGAAACAUUGAUGAUAUUUGGGGAAGUGGUGAAUGUUUAGUGUUCCACAGAGAGCGUGCUUAGGUUCUGGAGCCGGAACACAUUAGA